CGUUCAGUCUCGCGAACCGACGGAAAAACAUCGACGGUGGGUCUGAGGCCAGAAAGGCCGCAAUUCUGUCGUAGCCUGCUGCCAUGUCCAAUGUAUGAUAGAACGGAUUGUAGAUGAUCGACCAGAGGGGGCAGCAGCGUCUACCGGAAAAUGCUGCAGUCAAGCCGCGGGUUAUAUGCUGGGUACCGGUAGACAGCUAUGUACUCGAGCCUCAGCCUAUGCGAGCAGAAUAAGACCGACUGGAGGAGGCGCAAGUGUCCAGUGUGUUUUUCUCUGUGGCUAUGUAGUUAUCGUGUUGAGAUUUAAAGUUUUGUGCCGCAGACAUUGUUGGUUUGAUGUCGCGCUUUGCAUGGUAAGCACAUACAAGCGCGGUCGUUGGGCAGCAGACCGGUCCCGGUGAUAUUAGCAGUCUCUGACUUCUGUCCUUACCCCGUGUCUGGCUCUGGUGUACGCCGGGCAAUCAUCUUUAUGUACUUACUCGAAGCAUUAGGGAGUGUACCAU
Molecule: messenger RNA, 502 nt
Organism: Aspergillus candidus
Lineage: Eukaryota; Fungi; Ascomycota; Eurotiomycetes; Eurotiales; Aspergillaceae
Exons: 1
Coding region: 95-400 (101 amino acids)
Source: RefSeq, a predicted model, not a curated record